Messenger RNA from Telopea speciosissima, 554 nucleotides. Its product is annotated as E3 ubiquitin-protein ligase RHA2A-like. NCBI's taxonomy places the organism in Eukaryota, Viridiplantae, Streptophyta, Magnoliopsida, Proteales, Proteaceae. The transcript has a single exon. Gene Ontology annotation, biological process: protein ubiquitination. Bases 2 to 544 code for a protein of 180 amino acids. Gene Ontology annotation, molecular function: ubiquitin protein ligase activity. The record is from RefSeq and is a predicted model, not a curated record.
AAUGGGAUUGUAUGGUGGUGGUCUGUAUGAUGUAUCGUCCGAUUCAAUCCCUGUUCUUAUGGUGGCAAUCGUGGCUAACUGCGUGAGAUACCUGAGAUCCUUGUUUAUUUGGUUACUUCAAUCGGUGGGGUUAUCGAGAUUGGACGUGGUGGAUGAGGUCGGUGAUAGGUUGGUCGGUGGGGUGAGCUCUAGCUUGGCUGGACUAAUAAUCUUGGGUGAACAACUAAAGGCCAAUCGGGUCUUUUCCUACUGUGUGAGCGAGAAAGAUGGAGGCGGCGCCUGCGGUGGCGGUGGCGGUGACGGUGACGGUGACGGUGGAUUUGAUACGGAUUGCAUGGUGUGCUUGUGUAAGUUCACAAAAGGGGAGCAGGUUAGGAGGUUGGAAUGUCGUCAUCUGUUUCAUAAGGAGUGUUUGGAUGGGUGGUUCGAUCAAUUCCACUGGAGAUGUCCUCUCUGUCGCUCCCCCUUGGUCUCCGAUGAACGUCUCGCCGCUACCGAGAACCGUGUCACCAGGGAUCUCAUCACGUGGUUUAGAAUGCAAUGAUCAGAUGAUC